Messenger RNA from Stegostoma tigrinum, 2001 nucleotides. It is a transcript of the gene cbln2b, whose product is annotated as cerebellin 2b precursor. The transcript is spliced from 4 exons. Bases 682 to 1308 code for a protein of 208 amino acids. Gene Ontology annotation, molecular function: protein binding. The record is from RefSeq and is a predicted model, not a curated record. NCBI's taxonomy places the organism in Eukaryota, Metazoa, Chordata, Chondrichthyes, Orectolobiformes, Stegostomatidae.
CUAUCGUUAUAUAUAGUCAGUUUGCAUUGUAUCUGCAAACCUUGCUGAUCUAGAACAAGCUUCGGGGAAUCUUGCAUAAUUAUCUGGAAAUCUUAAAGGGAAAAGUGCGAGUACAGUGAUGGAUCGAAGACAGUUGUGGGACAACUUGGUCACAAUUUGACAAUGAGCCGAGGAACGAGGCGGGAGAGGGUUUAUUUAAAAGGCAGCUGUGUAUUGCCCCUUACUCUGACUCAGUAACUGAUAAUAGUUGAGAUCCGGUCGAUGUGUGUAUGUGUGCGUGUAGCUGGCGGCGUGUCUGUAGUCUGUCUGUCUGUGUGGUGUGUGUGUGUUUAAGGAUGAGUCUUGGCGGGGUCGGUGUCGGGUGUGGGAGAGGGCGACUCUCUGCUGCCUUUGCUGCCAACAGAUUCCCGGCUCAUUACCCUAACACCACAGCUUGAGAGAGGGAUAGUGUGAUCACACUGUCAAUGCUACCAUGGAUUUGCCAGGCGAUGUCAUCCGAAGAAACUGAAGGACGUUAUUUCACCCUGUAGCAAGCAGCAAUUGUAAGGAGACUGUUCAAGGAAAGAAAACGGUGUUUUUCUUAAAACAAAACAAUUCCGAUCGGGGUCUUUGUUUUCAGCGGAAGAGGGGGCUUCUGCACAGGAUUUUAAGCGACAAGGGGGUGGGGUGGGUGGAUCUCGUAUGGAUCUGCCCCCAGGCCGCCCCGACUCUCCCAACAUGCUGACCGCCCUGAGAGACUCCGUGCUGCUGUUGCUGGUCCUCGCCUGCACUGGCCUGGCGCUCGCCCAGAACGACACAGAGCCCAUCGUCUUGGAGGGGAAGUGCCUGGUGGUGUGCGACUCGAACCCGUCGUCGGACGGGGCGGUCACCUCCUCGCUGGGGAUCUCCGUGCGCUCUGGGAGCGCUAAGGUAGCUUUCUCCGCCGUCCGCAGCACCAACCACGAGCCCUCCGAGAUGAGCAACCGGACCAUGACGAUCUACUUCGACCAUGUCUUAGUUAACAUUGGGAACCAUUUCGACACGAGGUCCGGCACUUUCGUGGCGCCGAGAAAGGGCAUUUACAGUUUCAGCUUUCACGUGGUCAAGGUGUACAACCGACAGACGAUCCAGGUCAGUUUAAUGCAAAACGGCUGGGCUGUUAUUUCUGCUUUUGCCGGGGACCAGGACGUGACCCGGGAGGCCGCCAGUAACGGAGUGCUUCUGAACAUGGAGAGAGAGGACAAAGUCUAUUUAAAGCUCGAGAGAGGCAACUUAAUGGGAGGAUGGAAGUAUUCGACGUUUUCUGGCUUUUUGGUAUUCCCUCUAUAAAAGGGAGACGCCUAUCCAUUUUUUUCCCCCUGAGGACCAACUCUCCCGUGUACAUGACCGCUAUUUGCAACGGAACCAGAUUAUUAGACCAAAAACAAAGCAUCCAAACUGCUAAAUAGGGGCAGAUUAACCUACCGAUUAGAAUGAUUUAUUUGAAUGCUGACAAUCGCCUUGGCCAGCGUGGUUCGAAGUAGUUCUGGCGACAGUACUCUCUAUAGGAAUAUCAAGUAAAUUUAUUGACAGCGACAGACUACUGGCUAGACAAAUCAAGCUGGAUUUUCUCACGGGCGGAUAUCACUGACCUAAAGGGACCGAACCGUGGUGGACUUUGAUCGGUUGAAACAGCCGUAAUUUAAACACACAAAAAGUGUUAGAGAUUUUUUGUUUGAUUUCAAUGUUCUAGCAAUGCUUUCUUUCGUGUUCGUAUUUAGCCUUAAGUAAAGAACAAGUCCAAAUUUAGUGGCGUGUUUUUUUAAAAUCUGGGGCAAAUCAUGUGCCGUUUCUAUGUGGGGUCAGCCGGUGCUUUCUCGAAAACAAAAUAGGUUUCUUUGCACGAAUUGAACGCAGAUCUUGUUCCUUUGUGUUGUGGUUGGUGUUCUUCGACCUCUUGAGUACAAAACAGAGUUACGUAUAGAUUAAUAUCACGGGACGUACCACUAAUGAUUGUAAUAAAUGGACCCAGUUAUUUAAUGA